Messenger RNA from Rangifer tarandus platyrhynchus (Svalbard reindeer), 1062 nucleotides. The record is from the annotation of a GenBank genome assembly. Lineage: Eukaryota; Metazoa; Chordata; Mammalia; Artiodactyla; Cervidae.
AUGGAGCUGACUGAAUUGCUCCUCGUGGUCAUCCUUCUCCUAACUGCAAGACUAACUCUGUCCAGCCCGGCUCCUCCUGCCUGUGACCCUCGACUCCUAAAUAAACUGCUUCGUGACUCCCAUGUCCUUCACAGCAGACUGAGCCAGUGUCCAGACAUUAACCCUUUGUCCACACCUGUCCUUCUGCCUGCUGUGGACUUCAGCUUGGGAGAAUGGAAAACCCAGACGGAGCAGACCAAGGCACAGGACGUUCUGGGAACCACGACCCUUCUGCUGGAGGCAGUGAUGGCAGCGCGGGGACAGCUGGGCCCCACUUGCCUCUCAUCCCUCCUGGUGCAGCUUUCUGGGCAGGUCCGCCUCCUCCUUGGGGCCCUGCAGGGCCUCCUAGGAACCCAGCUUCCUCCACAGGGCAGGACCACAGCUCACAAGGAUCCCAGUGCCAUCUUCCUGAGCUUCCAACAGCUGCUCCGAGGAAAGGUGCGCUUCCUGCUGCUUGUAGUGGGGCCCACCCUCUGUGCCAAGUGGACCCCACCCGCCACAGCUGUCCCGGGCAGCAUCUCUCCAUUGCUCACACUGAACAAGCUCCCAAACAGGACUUCUGGAUUGUUGGAGACCAACUCCAGUGUCUCAGCCAGAACUACUGGCUUUGGACUUCCGAACAGGCUGCAAGGAUUCAGAGCCAAGAUUCCUGGUCUGCUGAACCAAACCUCCAGGUCCUUAGGCCAAAUCCCUGGACACCUGAAUGGGACACAAGGACCCUUAAGUGGAAUUCACGGACUCUUUCCUGGGCCUUCACCCAGGACCUUAGGAACCCCGGAUAUUCCUCUGGGAACUUCAGACAUGGGCUCCCUGCCACCCUACCUCCAGCCUGGAGAUUCUCCUUCCCCAGCCCAUCCUCCCCCUGGACAAUACACACUCUUCUCUCCUUCGCCCACCUCACCCAUCCCCAUGGUUCAGCUCCAAUCCCUGCUUUCUGACCCCUCAGCCAUCACACCCAACUCUUCUAGUUCUCUUCUAGUUGCAGCCCGCUCUCACUUCCAGAAUCUGUCUCAGGAAGAGUAA